Molecule: messenger RNA, 240 nt
Organism: Peromyscus eremicus (cactus mouse)
Lineage: Eukaryota; Metazoa; Chordata; Mammalia; Rodentia; Cricetidae
Product: WAP four-disulfide core domain protein 12-like
Exons: 2
Coding region: 1-240 (79 amino acids)
Cellular component (GO): extracellular region
Molecular function (GO): peptidase inhibitor activity
Source: RefSeq, a predicted model, not a curated record
AUGUGGCCAGACAGCAUCUUGGUCCUCGCAGUUCUCCUCCUUUCCUCCACUCUGGUAGCUGAAGAUAAAGUCAACCGUGACAAAGAAGGAGUUUGCCCAAUGGACGAUGUACACUGCACCAGGAGUGAGCCACCCCAGUGUAACAGAGAUGGGAACUGUGGGGGUCAGGAAAAGUGCUGUUACCGGCUCUGUGGCUACAAAUGUGUGCAGCCUGUGAAGCCAAUAGAGCUCUGUAAGUAG